Molecule: messenger RNA, 618 nt
Organism: Paramecium octaurelia
Lineage: Eukaryota; Ciliophora; Oligohymenophorea; Peniculida; Parameciidae
Source: the annotation of a GenBank genome assembly
GUUUAAUUCUCUAUAAUAAGAUCAAAAUUUUGGAUGUUAAGAUGUCAGAUUCAAAGGAUCAUUUAUUAGAAUGAAUUUUACUGCUUUGUACAUUUUUAUGAAUAAAUUGAAGAUUUAUGAUUGAGUCAAUAAAGAGAAAGUCUAUUUUCGAGUUAAGGUUCAUUAAAGAUAAUUGUUUGCCCCAUUUCUUUUCUGCAUCUAUUUUAAUCUUUUACUGGAAAAGGUUGAUGUUUAAUUUAGAGUACAUAUGACUUGUAACCAAAAUUAGGAGGCUAAGGAAGGUUGUAAUGUGUAACUCAAAAUAGAGAAAAACUUCAUGAAAGUGGUAAGGGACUUCAAUUUACAAGUAACCAUCUGAAAAUCAAAAUAAAUGACAAGAUUAAUUGUGGACAGGAAAGAAUGGGGCGCUAGGAUAAGUUAAGGGGAAAUCAAGAAUUGAAGGAGAAUGCAAAGGCUCUCGCUUAAAACAUUCUCUCUCUCUGUAUUUCUACCCAGACAAAGGAAUCGAUGAAAGAUUUAAUCCUCUGGUUUAAUGCUCAGGUAACUCAGUAUUAUUGGUGUGAUAAUUGAAAGGCCAUUUUAUAAAUUUGGAAGAUUUUUGUUAAGACUGGAUAUGAU